This is a messenger RNA of Molossus molossus (Pallas's mastiff bat), 2142 nucleotides long. It is a transcript of the gene TTC39A, whose product is annotated as tetratricopeptide repeat domain 39A. Lineage: Eukaryota; Metazoa; Chordata; Mammalia; Chiroptera; Molossidae. The transcript has 18 exons. The record is from RefSeq and is a predicted model, not a curated record. Gene Ontology annotation, molecular function: protein binding. Bases 75 to 1805 code for a protein of 576 amino acids.
CGGCUCGGGUUCCGGCGGCAGCACCUGGGCCGCAGCUGGGUCCGGCGGGGCACGCUGCCGCCGCCCCCUCCGCGAUGACCACGGCCGACUCCCCGGGCGCCCUGCCCGCCGGAACUCCUGUGAACAGCCUCCAUGAGGCCCUGGACGAGUGCAUGACCGCCCUGGACCUCUUCCUCACCAACCAGUUUUCAGAAGCACUCAGCUACCUCAAGCCCAGAACCAAGGAGAGCAUGUACCACUCGCUGACGUAUGCCACCAUCCUGGAGAUGCAAGCCAUGAUGACCUUUGACCCUCAGGACAUCCUGCUUGCGGGCAACAUGAUGAAGGAGGCGCAGUUGUUGUGUCAGAGGCACCGGAAGAAGUCCUCAGUAACAGAUUCUUUCAGCAACCUCGUGCACCGCCCCACCAUGGACCAGUUCACAGAAGAGGAAAUCCAUGCUGAGGUCUGCUACGCAGAAUGCCUGCUACAGCGAGCAGCCCUGACCUUCCUGCAGGAUGAGAACAUGGUGAGCUUCAUCAAGGGCGGCAUCAAAGUUCGCAACAGCUACCAGACUUACAAGGAGCUGGACAGCCUUGUGCAGUCCUCACAGUACUGCAAGGGAGAGAACCACAGGCACUUUGAAGGAGGUGUGAAGCUCGGUGUGGGCGCCUUCAACCUGACGCUGUCCAUGCUUCCUACUAGGAUCCUGCGGCUGUUGGAGUUCGUGGGGUUUUCAGGAAACAAGGACUAUGGGCUGCUGCAGCUGGAGGAGGGCGCCUCUGGGCACAGCUUCCGUGCGGUGCUCUGCGUCAUGCUGCUGCUGUGCUACCACACCUUCCUCACCUUUGUGCUCGGCACCGGGAACGUCAACAUCGAGGAGGCAGAGAAGCUUUUGAAGCCCUACCUGAAGCGAUACCCAAAGGGCGCCAUCUUCCUGUUCUUUGCAGGGCGGAUUGAAGCCAUUAAAGGCAACGUUGAUGCGGCUGUCCGGCGGUUCGAGGAGUGCUGUGAAGCCCAGCAGCACUGGAAACAGUUCCAUCACAUGUGCUACUGGGAGCUGAUGUGGUGCUUCACCUACAAGGGCCAGUGGAAGAUGGCCUACUUCUACGCCGACCUGCUCAGCAAGGAGAACUCCUGGUCCAAGGCUACCUACAUCUAUAUGAAGGCUGCCUACCUCAGCAUGUUUGGGAAGGAUGACUACAAGCCGUUCGGGGAUGACGAAGUGGAGUUGUUUAGAGCUGUGCCAGGCCUGAAACUCAAGAUUGCUGGGAAAUCUUUACCCACUGAGAAGUUUGCCAUCCGGAAGUCCAGGCGCUACCUCUCCCCCAAACCUAUCUCAUUGCCAAUUCCUGCUCUGGAAAUGAUGUACAUUUGGAAUGGCUACGCUGUGAUUGGGAAGCAGCCAGAACUCACAGACGGGAUCCUUGAGAUUAUCACCAAGGCUGAAGAAAUGCUGGAAAAGGGCCCAGAGAAUGAGUACUCAGUGGAUGAUGAGUGCUUGGUGAAGUUGCUGAAAGGCCUGUGUCUGAAAUACCUGGGCCGUGUCCAGGAGGCUGAGGAGAAUUUCAGGAGCAUCUCUGCCAAUGAAAAGAAGAUUAAAUAUGACCACUACUUGAUCCCAAAUGCCCUACUGGAGCUGGCCCUGCUGUUUAUGGAGCAAGGCAGAAAUGAAGAGGCUGUCAAACUCUUGGAAACUGCCAAGCAGAACUACAAGAAUUACUCCAUGGAGUCAAGGACACAUUUUCGAAUCCAGGCAGCCACACUCCAAGCCAAGUCUUCUCUAGAGAAUGGCAACAGAUCCACAGUCUCACCAGUGUCCUUGUAGUUUGGUGCAGAACCCCCAGGCAGGAAUACAGACAGCUGGAUAGAGCUCCUGGAAACAUUUCAAAACUGAUCCCCACCCUUGCCCUGCCUUGGGGGUCCACCGGUGCUCCAGUGGGAUGGCACUACAUGAGUAUCCAUGAAGAAGCCAAGCCGGCAUUUUCACCAGUGUGGCCAAGGUCCUUUGCCAAGGACAGAGCAGGUGGAGCCCUCUGCCUGCCCUAUCACAUAUACGGGUACUUGUUUUUCACUGUGACGUUUAAGAGAAUGUAUGAACAGUUCACAUUUUACUUAGAAAUACAAUGAUGGGACCAUAGUUGGCUUUUCAAAAAACCACCAAC